Molecule: messenger RNA, 1394 nt
Organism: Amaranthus tricolor (Joseph's coat)
Lineage: Eukaryota; Viridiplantae; Streptophyta; Magnoliopsida; Caryophyllales; Amaranthaceae
Exons: 3
Coding region: 130-1086 (318 amino acids)
Molecular function (GO): hydrolase activity
Source: RefSeq, a predicted model, not a curated record
UUGACGUUAGAGAAAAAGACAGAAGAUAUGUGAAUAAUAUAAAAGCGUGAGUAACAUUGAAUAUCCGUGAAACACCUCGAUCUGACUACAACUCGGAAGACCCAAAAUUCUCCCUUCUAACAAAAAACAAUGGACAAAAUUCAACACAGGAAAGUACCCGUAAACUCCAUUAACUUACACAUAGCUGAAAUCGGAGAACCCAUUAAAGGAACUAUACUUUUCCUCCAUGGAUUUCCUGAGCUUUGGUACACUUGGCGUCACCAACUUCUUGCUGUUUCUACUGCAGGUUACCGUGCCAUAGCUCCUGAUCUUCGCGGCUAUGGAGAUUCCGAUGCACCGCCAAAUGCUUCAAGCUAUACUUCUUUUCAUGUAGUUGGAGAUCUCGUUUCUCUUCUUGAUUUUCUGGGUAUUGAUCAAGCUUUAUUGGUGGGUCAUGAUUGGGGUGCUAUUAUUGCUUGGCAUUUUUGUAUUUUUCGUCCUGAUAGAAUCAAGGCUUUGGUUAAUCUUAGUGUUCCUUUUACUCCUCGGAAUCCUAAUUGGAAAACCAUUGAAGGGUAUCGCAAAGCUUUUGGAGAUGAUUUCUAUAUGUGUCGAUUUCAGGCACCUGGAGAAAUGGAGGAAGAAUUCAAUAGCAUUGACACAGCAAAGUUGUUGAAAAAUUUCCUGGUAUCCCGCGAUCCAAAACCUGUAGUCAUGCCUAAAGGUGGAUUAGCAAAGAAAGCUGAAAGAGAUGUGCCUUUGCCACCAUGGCUUUCAGAGGAUGACAUCAACUACUUUGCUGACAAGUUCAAACAGACGGGUUUUACCGGUGGCCUGAAUUACUACCGAGCAAUGGAUUUGACAUGGGAACUCAUGGCACCGUGGACUGGGAUCCAAAUUAAAGUACCGGUAAAGUUCGUUUUAGGAGAGCUGGAUAUAACCUACAACUUCCCGCACGUAAAGGAUUAUAUACAUAAAGGGGGAUUCAAAAAAGAUGUACCACUGUUGGAUGACGUUAUUGUAAUGGAAAAAACUGCCCAUUUCAUCAACCAAGAAAGACCAGAAGAAAUAAGCAACAUCAUUUUGGAAUAUUUCGGCAAAUUUUAAUCCCCUUUUUAUAGCUAUGUAUGUUACUUUCCUUGCAUUAUGCAUUUCAAUGUACAAUAAGUCAAUCAUGAUCUUGAUUAGGAAAACAGGACAUUCUUGUUAGUUGUAUACACAAACUAGCAAAGGUGCUGAUCUGCUUGUUUGCUGAUAUCAUACACCGAUGAUCCUUCAUAAUCAAGAUAUUGUUCGAUUGUCCCGCAUCCGUGUCUGUUCUUUGUGGCGUUUUAACUUCGGAAUUUGUCAUUGCUAAUUCAGGUACGACAUUUUUUGGGUUUGUGAUCGAACGCAUAUGGAAUUAUAGCUGCAAA